CAGCCGGGAUACCGGCUGUUGGUGCAGCGUGAUUGGUCAACCCCACGUGACUCCCAUGCGUCUCACAAAACGUUGGUCUAUCCGUCACAAGCCCUCUCAGACAGCUGGACUUCUCGUAUUCGUGACGACGCUGAAUUGAAGAAGCCUAAAAAGGUCUUUAAACUCUACUGCUAUCAUGAUCAACUGGAAGGCCCUGGACAACGUGCCCCUCCUCUUCUACAUCCUGGCGCUGAAGACCCUGGUGCUCUGCCUGGGCUUCGCUGCCGUCAAGAUCUACCAGAGCAAGAAGGAGGAGAAGGCCCUGAAGCUCCAGCAGGAGGAACGGCGCAGGCUGGCCCAGAAGACCCAGGAGCUCAUCGACAACAAGAAGGACGACUGAGGGAGGAAGCGGAACGUUAACGGAGCCACUCUUGGGGGCCGGAGCCGUUAACAGUGGCACCCGCCUAGGAUCCAUACUCCAGCGAUCCGCUGCAGACCUGAGAUCAAGCCCAAGUCUUUCGACGGAUGUGGAUCAGUUGGCUUUCUUCUGGAUUGUUCUAGAACCAGUCAAGGAACGUUCCGACAUUUCGUUUCGACAUUUCGUCACCACUUUAAGAAGGACCAAAACACUUUAUUUUGGGCCUUUCUUAAAGUUCGACAUCAACCGGUUUUUCGCGAUGAAUGCAUUUUUGUGAAGUUCGGCAUUUACGGUUUUAAGAAUAAAUAAUAAUAAUAUAUAUAUAUAUAUAUAUAUAUUGUCCUAAUGUAUGCUGUUCUUUAAGUUCGACAUUAACCACUUUAAGAACGAUCGGAGAACGGUUUUGUCGUGAUGUCUGCCUUCCUUAAAGUUGCGUCUGGAAUGGGAAACGUUUUAUAAAAAGGGAUCAUUUUAAAAAGUUAUCUUGCAUGCAUGUGUGCGUUCUCUGGAACGCACACAUGCAUCGAUUUCCUGUUGCUGGUUUUGAUACUGUAAAUACUUAUUUUGUGAAAAUAGGAUUAUAAGCUUUCAAAAUGUGUGUUGUACUGGUUGAUUACUUUUUUCUUAGGUUUGCUACAGACAUUAAUAUAACCCAGUAUGCAUGUGCAAAAUUUUGUAUUUUGCAUAUUGUUGCAUCAAUAACUUCACCUCUAAAAUGUUGUUUGUCAUCUUCACUGUGGGUUUAGACCCUAAACUGUUGCCAAGUGUUCUCCCAUUUGUAAAUAAAAAAACGAUAGUUUAGUAAA
Gadus macrocephalus (Pacific cod) is the source of this 1203-nucleotide messenger RNA. Its product is annotated as small integral membrane protein 11-like. The transcript has 3 exons. The record is from RefSeq and is a predicted model, not a curated record. The coding region runs from base 176 to 379 and encodes 67 amino acids. Lineage: Eukaryota; Metazoa; Chordata; Actinopteri; Gadiformes; Gadidae.